AUGAGGUUGGCUUAUCCUGAGUGCAACUUUGACUCCAAACCUAUGCGCCUUCCACAUAGUCUUAAAUGGUGCUUCAUGGGUCACCAGCAGUUUCUUGAUUCGAAGCAUAGAUUUAGAUUGCAACAUAAUCACUUCAAUGGUAAACAAGAAAAGAGAUAUCCUCCUCUUGCUUUAUCUGGCAUUGAUAUAUUUCAACAGCAAGAGGGUGUUGAUGUUGAGUUUGGCAAAAUUGACGAAGUUGAACAAGUGAGCCUCGAUGAUAAGGCAUUAGUAGAUUUGGUUGAUGAUAGUGAAGUUGAUAAUCUUUUUCAGUAUAAUGACACUAGUGCACAUGUGUAUCUAGCAUUGAAGGAGAGUACACCGGAAGUAAUGGAUGAUCCAAAAAUCAUUGACAACUACUUGGGAUUGUCACAACAAAUGUGUUUUUUGUCAAGUAGGGAGAAUAAUAUGGACGGAACAGUUUGUGAUGAAAAUGGGGGUGACUGUGUAAGAGAAGGCGGUGGGGGAUGUCAUGUGAGGCUAGUAAGUACAGUAGAGAUUGCACCAACACCAAUGCCCGAGAUGAAUGCUGUGAAGUGGAAGGAAUUGUUGUUAGGAAAGAAGCAAACUUUUGCAAAUGCCACAGAAUUCAGAAAGGCAGUAUAUAAGUUUAGUAUUGCAGAAAACUUCGAGUACAAAUAUAUCAAAAAUUAUGAGGAAUGUGUGCAUGUGAAAUGCAAAGUUGAAGGUUGUCCUUGGUGGAUAAUAGCAAGAGUAGCUGCGAAGAGAAGUCCUUUCCUCGUUGUAACUCGACUCAGCAAUGAACAUGUGCAUAAUGUCCAAGAGAUGAUGCAAGUUACACAUGGUGGAAGAGCAGCCUUGACAUCAUCAAUUAUCAUUGAGGAGGUAAGGGAUCACACUGAAAAGCAUCCAAAUGAAAUAAGGAGGACCUUGGCAAGGGAUUAUGGUGUGAAGUUGAUAUAUAAGCAAGCAUAUAGGGCUAAGGAAAAAGCAUUAGAGGAAAUACAAGGGAGGCCUGAACAGUCAUACAUGUUGAUACCAUGGAUAUGUCAACGAUUAAAGGAAACCGAUGAGAAGACGGUAGCUGAAUGGGUAGCAACUGUUAACAAUAUAUUUGAGCGUGUUUUCAUAGCAUAUGGUUGUUGCAUAGAGGGUUUUUUGUCUGGAGCAAGACAUAUACUGUACAUAGAUGGAACACAUUUGAGUGGACCAUAUAGGGGAACGUUGCUAUCAGCCUCAGCAUAUGACGUGGACAAUGAAUUGUUACCAUUCGCGUAUGCUAUUGUGAAAGGAGAGACUUAUGAGGAGUGGGCAUGGUUCUUAAACAUGAUAAAACAGAUAGUUGGUGCAAUCCAAUUAACUAUUGUGUCAGAUCGUCACAAUGCAAUAAUAGGAGCUGUUGGAGCAAUAUUUGGAGAGGUAGGAGGAGAUAGUGGUAUUAGUAAGGAAGUUGGAUUAAAGUUGCUUGAUGACAUUGCAUAUGCAAGGGUUAACAUUGAGUUUGAUAAGGCAAUGACAAGGAUGGGAAAUUUCAGUCCUCAGUUACUUCAGUGGCUUAACAAUCAUGGUGAUAUUCAUAAGUGGGCAAUGAGCAAAUUUGCAUAUAAACGGUGGGAUAACAUAACAACGAACAUUGCUGAGUCAUUCAAUGCUUGGAUUGUAAAGGAAAGGCAGCAUAAUGUUGCCCAACUUAUUCAUGAACAUCGUGAAAAGGUUGCAAGGAAGAUGUUCGCAGCAAGUGUGGCAAUGAGGAACGGGAGAAAUGGUGUGGGUCCAAACAUUGAUGGAAAAGUGAUGGAAAAUGUGGCUAGAUCGAUUCAUAUGCAUGGUGAACCUUAUGGAGGUGGCAGGGUCUGUGUACAUACUUCGCAUGGAGCCUUAUAUGUCAAUGUUCAGUCACAUGAAUGCACUUGUGCUGCAUGGCAAAUGACAGGGAUUCCGUGUCCACACGUUUGUGCUACAAUAAGGGUGGUUCAUGCAAAUGUGUAUGAUUUUGUGGAGGACUGUUAUAAAAUAACAUCUCAAGAGAAGAUUUAUGGGAACACCAUGAUUCUAGUAGUGACAAUUGACAGGCCUAAUCCUGAUGAUUAUAUGCUGCAAAAUAUAGGAAACCAAGUGUGGCUAUACCCACCCACAACUAGUAGACCUUCGGGAAGGCCAAGAAUUAGGAGGCGGGAAUCCCAAUUCCAAAACAGGAAGAUUUACCACUGUGGACAGUGUCAUGAAGUUGGGCACAGUAAAAGAACAUGCAGAAAUUCAAACCCAAGUUAA
Neltuma alba is the source of this 2271-nucleotide messenger RNA. RefSeq lists its product as uncharacterized. The transcript has 4 exons. The record is from RefSeq and is a predicted model, not a curated record. Lineage: Eukaryota; Viridiplantae; Streptophyta; Magnoliopsida; Fabales; Fabaceae. Bases 1 to 2271 code for a protein of 756 amino acids. Gene Ontology annotation, molecular function: zinc ion binding.